Molecule: messenger RNA, 4019 nt
Organism: Phyllotreta striolata
Lineage: Eukaryota; Metazoa; Arthropoda; Insecta; Coleoptera; Chrysomelidae
Source: the annotation of a GenBank genome assembly
GUCAAUCUUGUCAUUUUCGUUUAUCAAAACAAAAAAGAUCGUGUAGUAUUAAAAAAAUGAAUUUUCUAAGAUAAUUUAAAAAACUUAAAUUAUGCAAUUAGAAAUUACUAGUUAGUUUGUAGGGACUCGUUAGUCUCUAUUCUAAACAAAUAAUGGUUGUGUUGGAUGGGGAAAACGGCAGGGAUUUCUUCAGCUGGCUUGUUCAUGUGAAACUUUCCCGCAUCGUUCUAUUAGUUUUCAUCAUUCUACUCUUCACUCCUUUAAUUACGCACUUUUACUUAUCCAAAGUCGAGAAAAAUUCGUAUUUCAUCGAACAUGGAGCUCACUCGCACGAAGAUCUCCCGGAAGACGGAUACAGCUUUAACAAGGAAGAUCUCAGAAAAGGAGUGGAAGAAUUGCUUAGGAUAAGGGGCUCAGUAUUAAGCGAAUUGAGGGACAUCGAGAAGAAAAGGCAGCAGUACAAGUCUGAAAUACAAAGUUACAUGAGACAAUUAGACGAGACAAAACAAGAAUUAGCGCACCAACAAACUAACUUGAAUAGAUUGAAGAUUUCAGUAGAGCAGGCACAAGUAGCACAAAGGGAAGCUUUGCAGCAAAACACACCGGAUUUAGCUCUACCUAAGAGGCUCACUGUAGACGAAUUACCAAUAGUUUUACCGGAAAUAUCAAAAUCUUCCUCCAGAAAAUGCAGAAUGCAUAAUUGUUUCGACCACUCCAGGUGUUCGUUAACAUCCGGAUUUCCAGUAUAUUUAUACGAUCCCGAUCAAUACCCGGUAAUGAACGACGGUUGGGAUGUAGAUGGUUUUCUUAAAACUACUUUAAAGCAAACUCUAGGCUACAAUCCUCAUUUAACUAAUGACCCUAAACAGGCAUGCAUAUACCUUGUAUUAGUAGGAGAAGCACUGAAAGAUACAGAUGAUGUUACUGAGAACGUUAAUAAUCACCUUAAUUUACCAGCAUUGGACUCCGAAGCUUUAAAAAGACUGCCGUAUUGGGGAGGGGAUGGCAGAAAUCACGUUUUAUUGAAUUUGGCUCGAAGAGACCUAUCGUCCUUAUCAGGAGAUAUGUUUUCAAACAUCGAUACAGGACGUUCGAUAUUGGUACAGUCGACUUUCAAUUUUGAUCUCUAUCGACAAGACUUCGAUUUGAUCAUAUCACCGGUUCUCGGCCCACCGGGAGGCGACGUUUGGCAAGAAUGCAAUCCGAUGUUGCCAGCUCGACGGCACUAUUUACUGACUUUCCAAGGCGAAAUGAAGAAACCCAAAACCGCCUCCUACAAUCCCAGAAACGACGACUCGGAAGAUAACACUGAACUCAAUAGGUUUAUACUGCAUCAUUUAAACGAGCUGUCAAAAACGACCACUUCAGAUAAGUUCUUCUUCGAAUUCGAAUGCAAUCCAGCCAGCGAUAACAACUUGAACACAGUCAUUCAAGAUUGGGCCUUGUGCGGUACGGACAGCAGCAGAAGAGCUCUAUUAAAAGACUCCACUUUCGUGCUAAUCUUUGCGCCAGGUCAACAAGAUUUAAUAUCCACUACGCUACUACAAGCCCGAGUGUACGAGGCUCUACGAUCAGGAUCUAUCCCGGUAAUACUAGGCGGCGAUCAAAUCAAACUGGCCUAUUACGAAGUCAUACAAUGGAGACGAGCAGCCAUAUUCUUGCCCCGUCAUCGCAUUACCGAGCUACACUUUUUGCUGCGGGCCAUUCCGGACGAGGACGUCCUGCUGAUGCGAAGGCAGGGCCGGCUCAUUUGGGAGAAAUACCUGGCGUCCGUUCAAAGCACCCUAGAUACUAUAGUAGCAGUUUUGAGAGAUCGAUUGAACAUACCGGCGACGCCGGCGGAAACCGUCGCGGCGGUGAGCGUGUUCAACGAGACAUUCCAACCCAUUCAAGUGACGGUGGCCAGUGAAGUGGAGCAAGAAGAAAGCCUGGGGCCUCUGGAGCCUCCGUUCGACAGCCCGGCCUUCCGCCGGAACUACAGCCUGGCUCUGGUGCAGGGCACGGAGCUCUGGAACGACUGGGGGGAUCCGUUUCGGUUGUAUCCUACUCUUCCGGUGGAUCCGUUUCUAUCAUCGGACGCCAAAUUCAUCGGAUCCGGUAGGGGCUUCAGGCCGAUCGGACAAGGCCAAGGCGGUUCGGGUAAGGAAUUUUCCGAGGCGUUGGGAGGAAACUAUCCCAGAGAGCAGUUCACGGUGCUGAUUCUUACGUACGAAAGAGAACAAGUACUGCUCGAUUCGAUAGCUCGGUUGAGAGGGCUUCCGUACUUGAAUUCUGUGGUGGUUAUCUGGAAUUCUCCCAGGCCUCCGAGCGCGGAGCUACGAUGGCCCAGCAUAGGAGUGCCCGUCCACGUGGUGAAGGCCGCGCGAAAUUCUCUAAACAACCGAUUUCUGCCGUUGGACAAUUUAAAGACUGAAGCCAUUUUGUCGGUGGACGACGACGCGCACCUGCGGCACGACGAAAUUUUAUUCGGAUUUAGAGUUUGGAGGGAACACAGAGAUCGAAUAGUUGGAUUUCCCGGCAGGUACCACGCUUGGGAUAUCAACACGAAGACCAGCUGGUUGUACAACUCGAACUACAGCUGCGAGCUGAGCAUGGUGCUGACGGGGGCCGCGUUCAUCCAUCGGCAUUACCUGCACUUGUAUUGGAAGUGGCUGCCGCAAGCUAUCAGAGACAAGGUGGACGAGUACAUGAAUUGCGAGGAUAUCGCCAUGAAUUUCCUGGUCAGCCACGUCACCAGGAAGCCGCCGGUGAAGGUGACGUCGAGAUGGACGUUUCGAUGUCCGGGUUGUCCGCAGAGCUUGUCGGAGGACGAUACUCACUUCCAGGAAAGGCACAAGUGCAUUAAUUUUUUUACUCAGGUAUUUGGAUAUACACCGUUAUUAAAUACGCAAUAUAGGGCAGAUUCGAUUCUAUUCAAAACUAGGAUACCACACGAUAAGCAGAAGUGUUUUAAAUUUAUUUAGGAUAUAAAAAACCGCAAUGGAUGUACAAGUACUUUUUAUCAUGUAAUUAUUUGUAAUUUUGACGUUUUAAUUUAUUUUUUAUACAUUUUAGGAAUGUACUUUAUUGUGAUAUUAGAUUUUUUACUGUUUUAUUGUGCCAUUUUUGUAGGGAGAUAAUCGAACUGUAAAUAAAAUUGUUAACUAAUUUAAGUUUAAUUCACUGUUAAGUCUCUUUUACAUGUAUAUCCUUCAUAACCAUUAAGGUAUUACUAGUAUUCACGAGCCAAUGAAACGUAUAAAUCUCUAUUAAAAAUUCAUAAACAUUUUAUUAAAAAUCAACAAAUUCUAUCACAAAUUAUUCUCAACAGGUCUAAAAAAAUUAUUCUUUACCACGUACCGAACGCAUUGCAACAAAAUGUUGCGCUCUUGCCUGAUUUCACUUUCCAAUAAUUUUUCCAGAAGCGUAACCUUCCUUCGUUUAAAAGCGUAAGGCAAGUCACUUUUACCCGUAGGAUUUUUCUGAACCGCGUUCCUUCUGUUAUUUUUGAAUCUAUCAGGUUUAGUUCGUCUCUUCUCCGGUCGAUGUCGUUUCCUCGUCUUUGUGGAUGGCGCAAUUUUAUUAUCUAAUGGUUCUUCUACAACUAUCGCAGUUUCAGGUACGUUCGUUUUCUCUAUUUUUACUUCGGUAGGAGGUUCAUCAUCACUAUUCGUACUAACAAUAUUUACAGUAGUUUCUACAUUAGGUUUACUCUCGAUAACAAUUUUCUUCUCUUCGAGUUUUUGGUCUCCAACUUCACCAUCGCUGCAUUCUUCGUCGCUCAUAUAAGCCCCCAUUAGAGCGCCCAAAGCGUUGUUUAGCCCGACUUGCACGGGUUUCACGGCGGGUUGCCAUUCAUCGUCUUCGAAGUCGCUCUCACGGUUAUCACCAGCGUCUAUUUCCAACAUCGAGGUUCCUCUAAACGGAAAAACGGCCCCAUUCCAAUCGAGUUUCUCGUUUAUUAACGACACCGGUUUCUUCUCGACGAUGAAAGGCCUUUUGGGCCUCUGCUGCUUCGGAGGCGGUACUUUCGUAUUGGC